This is a messenger RNA of Penicillium soppii, 351 nucleotides long. RefSeq lists its product as uncharacterized. The transcript is spliced from 2 exons. Bases 1 to 351 code for a protein of 116 amino acids. The record is from RefSeq and is a predicted model, not a curated record. NCBI's taxonomy places the organism in Eukaryota, Fungi, Ascomycota, Eurotiomycetes, Eurotiales, Aspergillaceae.
AUGGGUCUCAUUAAAACUGGUAUUACUUUGGCUGGCACUUUUGGUCUUAUCAAGGCAGCAGAAAAAGCAGUAAACAAUUAUGAGGACAAGAAGAAACAACGUACCAGCCAGUCCCAGCCUCCUUGUGACCUUAGGCCCCAAACAAACUAUAGGCCCAAUCUCAGUGAUCUCCCUAACGGCUGUUACCAACACAAGUCAUUUGAAAUGCCAGCCAACGAACACACCCACACAAGUCAAGCCCAAUUCAAUCAAUUACAAUCUCCACCGGGAUACUAUCAAUCGCAAAUGCCUAAUGAAUAUCAACCACAAGUCAACUACGCGCCCAACAUGAACUCCCCUCCACCAUACUAA